Gaeumannomyces tritici R3-111a-1 is the source of this 1632-nucleotide messenger RNA. RefSeq lists its product as hypothetical. Bases 163 to 1632 code for a protein of 489 amino acids. The transcript has 4 exons. The record is from RefSeq and is a predicted model, not a curated record. Lineage: Eukaryota; Fungi; Ascomycota; Sordariomycetes; Magnaporthales; Magnaporthaceae.
AUCCCGUCUGACCUGCACCUUGCUCUGUCCUUCAUACCGCUCCUAUUGCCGGCACGUCCAGCGGUGCUGGAUUUGCUACUCACCGCCGUUGUUUCUUUUUCUCUUUGCCAACGGGGCUCUGUCGACAAAGAUCAACAACAGCACCCAACGCGACCUCCAGCCAUGGCCAUGACAGCACGUCCUCGGCGUGGUGGUGCGACCACCAUCGCGGCGGCGGCGGCGGCGGCUCUUCUUUUGGCGUGCUCGCCGAGCCCGGUUGCGUCCCAGGCGACCUGCCCGAAUGCGCUGACGCCCUCGUACGCGAGCCCGGUGCUCGGGGCCGGGUGGACGGCGCAGCUCGUCGCCAGGGGGCUCAGCGACCCGCGAGGCAUCGUGCUUGACAGCAGCGGUGGCCUGCUGGUCGUCGAGCAGGGCCGCGGGAUCCGCCGCAUCACCUUCAAGGAGGACGGCAACGGCGCCUGCUUCGGCGUCGACAAGAACCAGACCGUGGUUGAUCUCAAAGAGCUCAACCACGGGAUCGAGCUGUCCGACGACGGCAAGACGCUGUACGCGUCGUCGGCCGACUCGGUCUACUCGUGGGAGUACGACGCCGGCCAGGGCGCGGCCAAGGCCGACAGCCGCAGGACGCUGAUCAGCGGCAUGGCCAGCCAGGGCCACACCUCGCGCACGAUCUUGAUGUCGCGCAAGACAAAGGGCACGCUGCUCGUGUCGCGCGGCAGCGCCUCCAACAUGGACGCCGACGCGCGCGACAGGGGCUCCGGGGUGUCGCAGAUCCGCGCGUUCGACCUCAGCUCGCCGCCGACCGACGGCGGCCGCGCGCGCGCCUUCCGGUACGCGUCCGAGGGCAGGCUCGUGGGCUGGGGCCUGCGCAACUCGGUCGGCGUGGCCGAGCACCCCGGGGCGGCGGGCGGCGUGUACAGCGUCGAGAACUCGGCCGACGACGUGAGGCGCAUGGGCGCCGACGUGCACCGCGACAACCCGGGCGAGGAGAUGAACUUCCACGGGCCCGUCUCGUCGCCCGCGGGCGCGAACCACGGGUACCCGGACUGCCUCGCCCUCUGGGACACCAACGUGCCGCAGGGCUCGGGCAUGAGGACGGGCGCGCAGUUCGCGCUCGGCGGCGAGGGGAGCAACGUCACCGACGCCGCUUGUGCCGGUAGCAACUUCGCGGCGCCCAGGCUCACGUUCCAGGCGCACACGGCGCCGCUCGACCUCAAGUUCUCGGCCGACGGGGCCGAGGCCUAUGUUUCGUUCCAUGGAAGCUGGAACAGAGACGACCCUGUGGGGUACAAGAUCUCAAUGAUCAGGUUCGCCAACGGCGAGCCCACCGAGCCGGCUGACAGCCGCUCGUCGACUGUCGAUAUCAUGUCAAACCCAGACCUCUCGGCCUGCCCGGGGCGGUGCUUCCGCCCCGUCGGCUUGGCUAUGGACCAAAGGGGUCGCAUGUUCAUGAGCUCGGACAGCACGGGCGAGAUUUACUUGCUGCGAAAGUCUGAGAUGGCCGCGACCGACACUGGGAAGGCUGGUGGUAAUAAUGGUGGUGCUAGCAGCGCUGGCCACCUUGUAAUGCCGAGUCUGCUGGGAUCGGUGUGCCUGAUGCUCUUCUUCCUCCACGCCGGCAGUCGUUGGUAG